Molecule: messenger RNA, 1171 nt
Organism: Suillus subalutaceus
Lineage: Eukaryota; Fungi; Basidiomycota; Agaricomycetes; Boletales; Suillaceae
Product: P-loop containing nucleoside triphosphate hydrolase protein
Exons: 5
Coding region: 209-1015 (268 amino acids)
Biological process (GO): tRNA wobble uridine modification; tRNA methylation
Cellular component (GO): cytoplasm
Molecular function (GO): GTP binding
Source: RefSeq, a predicted model, not a curated record
GAUAAGCGAUGGGGACUCGGUCCUUUGAAUAUGAGGUAGACCUCGCGCACUGCAUGAGGCAGCAACGUGUGGGUGCAGACUGUUGAGUCUUUCUUUAACCUUCAACUAACCCGACCCACACUUACCUGUCUUUGUCGUGUUGGAUUUGAGAAUCUUGCAACUUGAGCUCAGUGUCUAGAUCGAUACCAAAAGCAAGAGGGUUGUGCAUAUGUCGAUGUUCAACGUACUCGUCGUUGGCCAAACUGGAUGUGGGAAGAGCUCGGUCGUGAACAUACUCGCUGGAGAAAGCCGGGCACCCACGUCAGACGACCUUGGUCACUGCACCAAACACUGGACUGAGUAUGCAAUUCCGGUCGACGGUCGUUCAUUCCAGGUCUUUGAUACCAUCGGUUUUCUCGAACCUGGGCUGGAUACAGAGGGUUACACGAAUGCUAUCGCUGAUACAUACCUCGCGAUCGAUGUCCUAAGGAAAAGAGGCGGCAUUGAUCUACUCCUUUAUUGCGUACGCGACGGAGAGAUCGAGAAGAUGAAGGGUCACUAUAGGUUGCUCCAUGAAGUGUUUUGUGAAGAAGAAGUUCCAGUUGCUCUUGUCGUCACAAACCGUGGCGUAAACCACAAAAGCUACAAGGCAAUAUUCCGCUCGCACAAAAUCGCUUAUAUGGACUACGCCUGCGCAAACAUAACUAGCACGCCUGUACCUGGUAGUUCAGCUGCGGACACCGAAUCGCAGAAGGCGAUCAAGGAACUGCUAGUGAAAUGUUGCGAUGCAAGACCUAAUCCCAGGUCCACGCUGCAACAGUUAUGGCGGCGAGUUCAGAAACUCGUUGGGACAGACCAGUCUCAAUCUCUCAAACGAAAUGAAGUAUCCACGCUGCUCACACGGCGUUGCAAGAUGCAACAGGCGGUGGUCGAGCAAUUGCUCACAUCCUUAAACCUCCAAGUCGCCGUCAAGUCGGCUUUAUCGAGCACCCUACGCAGGCGCUGCAACUCACGAGUUACCUCCGUCAGAGAAUAGUGCUGGUACUCAAGAUGAACAAGUGUCAGAUGCCAGGCCAAGCUCUGGAUCUCAAUUGCAUUCUGUUGUGGAUAGUACCUCUCUGCAUUCUCGCUCAGACAACUGAUGUCGUUACCGAGCACCAAUCCUUCGAGUAUCAAGAACAUAUAUGUGUAU